UCGAAACCGGUUGGGUUAACAAAUGCCGGGUGAACGAUAGAAACCAAAUCGGGGCAUUAUAAAGCCAUUGACCCUUUUUCCACCCUUUCCUUCGAUCCCAUCUAUGGUGGUUUAUCAAUCACAGCUCCUGCAAAUGAAUCUGUCUUCGGAAAUAUAAAAGAAUGAAACCCACGACGGAGCAGAUCAAGGGAGUAAAUUAGAUCGAAGAGGGCAAAGGUAGCUUUGCUUCUUCUUCUUCAUUUCUAUUGAAGGAGGAGAGAAGCAAUGGCCCAGAUCUUCGAGUACUUCGUUGUUUGCGGGAUAGGUCCAGAGAUCCGAUCCCUCGAUGGGAACAGAGGAUUCCAUGGGACUGGUGUCAUGUACUUGCCUUCUCUCCUCGAUCAAUUCCCUCCCUCUAAUCACUCCCUUUACCCUCCUCCGCCGCCUCAGCUUCCCACAGAUUGUGUAGAUUGUGGAAACCAAGUGUGCAUCAACGGUGCUUGUGUGGAGACCUUGACAACACUAGGUUUGGCCAUGAAAGCAGAGAAAAGAGAACUAUUGUCAUGAGAGAAUUUUUGGAUUUCAUCAGCCGGAAGAUUCUAAUUGUAUAAUUCCAGGCGCAUAUAUUAAUGAGUAGCUUCGGGGAAUACUUUGAAGGCCAAAUCCAGGCAAAUUGUUGUCCUUAAACCAACUUCUGAUCCCUUUCCCUUGCUGCUUACUAUUGAUUUGGCCCCCAUGCA
This is a messenger RNA of Macadamia integrifolia, 719 nucleotides long. RefSeq names its product DENN domain and WD repeat-containing protein SCD1-like. The coding region runs from base 265 to 546 and encodes 93 amino acids. Lineage: Eukaryota; Viridiplantae; Streptophyta; Magnoliopsida; Proteales; Proteaceae. The transcript is spliced from 2 exons. The record is from RefSeq and is a predicted model, not a curated record.